This is a messenger RNA of Penicillium odoratum, 771 nucleotides long. RefSeq lists its product as uncharacterized. The transcript has 3 exons. Lineage: Eukaryota; Fungi; Ascomycota; Eurotiomycetes; Eurotiales; Aspergillaceae. The coding region runs from base 1 to 771 and encodes 256 amino acids. The record is from RefSeq and is a predicted model, not a curated record.
AUGCGGGGUUAUUCAACUUUCCUGGCCCUUGCCAGUCUCUUAUUUGCUCCAUGCCAGGCUGCCGAUGAUGCUACAGACAUGGGACCAGCAGCCUUCCUAUGGCCUCCUGACCGGGCUUGGUCAAGCACAGCAGAUAACACCGCUCCAUGCGGAUCCAACGCAAAUAUCGGCAACCGGACAGAAUUUCCUCUGACAAAUGGGGAGGUAUCUCUAGUCCUACAAGACGAGUCUUAUAAUGUCAAUCUCGCCAUCUCCUAUCACAGCAACCCCCCAUCAAACAGCGACUUCGUAACCGAUGUCUCAGGCACACUUUUCCCAGACCUCUACCCAGGGCACGAAUGUUAUUCCAUCCCAAAUGCACCGUCUAAUACAUCCUCGGGUGACAAUGCCACGUUGCAGCUGAAGUACCAGUCCACGUUCGAUACGGAUACUAAUCAGACAUACUAUGCCUGUGCGGAUAUCACGUACGUUGCCUUGGCCGAUUUCACGACCGAUGUUCUGUGCUUUAAUGUUUCGGUGGCUACUUCUACUGCUACUGCCACGAGUACCAGUAGCAGUUCGGUCAAGUCUGGUAGAUUGUCAGGGGGACAGAUUGCUGGGAUUGUUGUAGGAUGUGUUGUGGGCGCGGCGUUGAUUGCGGGUGGUAUUUUCCUCUUAUGGUGUCGACACCAGCGAAAGGUUCAGCGGGAUAAGGUUAUUGCUGUUAGGAUGGGAGAUUGGGGGAAUAGUGCGCAGAAGACGGUGUCAGUUGAUGAGAGUACGCAUGCUUAG